Molecule: messenger RNA, 1405 nt
Organism: Grammomys surdaster
Lineage: Eukaryota; Metazoa; Chordata; Mammalia; Rodentia; Muridae
Exons: 2
Molecular function (GO): protein binding
Source: RefSeq, a predicted model, not a curated record
CACCAGGCCACUACAGUUACCCGGAGGUGCACCCCCCAGCCCCGCCCCCCAACCCCCGUCCCCGGCCUCCGCGGCCCUCCCCGCCCUUGCCUCCCCCAGAGAGGGGCGAGAAAGAGUGGCAUCACCGGCCGAGACUGCCCCAGCCUCCCCGACGGCCGUGGGGUAACCUGACGACUGAACUGGGCCGCUUCCGCGGCACGGUACAGGACCUGGAGCGUCACUUGCGAACCCACGGCUACCCGCUGCGCGCCAACCAGACUUACGCGUCGGUAGCGCGCCACAUCCAUGAGUUCUUGAAGCGCCAUCAAACAGCGGGUGCCCCAGCAUCCCAGCCACGUCACCCACACCCCACCACUAGUUCCACCCAAAGCACCAGGAAGCGGGACUCGGAUCAGGGUGCUGUGGGCCCAGCAUCGGAUGGUGCAUACCCGGUGACUGCAGCGCGCCACCCGAAACCCGAGGUGCUGGGCAGUGCAGCUGACGGCUCGCUGAUUGUGUCCCUGGACGGGCUCCGGGGUCAGUUCGAGCGCGUGGUGUUGCGCUGGCGGCCACUGCCACCGGCCGAGGGCCCCAGCGGGGAGCUGACUGUGGAUGGUUCGGAACGCACUGUCCGCUUGCCCAACCUCAGGCCCGGCACUACUUACCACGUGGAAGUCCAUGGGGUACGGGCAGGGGAGACUUCCAAGUCCUACGCCUUCAUCACCACCACCACCACCACAGGGUCCUUACCCUCUGGCCUCUUGGAGGCUACCGAUGAGCCUCCUCCCUCAGGCCCCUCUACGACCCAAGGGGCCCAGGCUCCUAUCCUGAUCCUGGAGCACCACCCUCUGGGAGAGUUGAAGGUGCUGGGCAGGGACAAGGCAGGGCGCCUCCGAGUGGCCUGGACUGCCCAGCCCGACAGCUUUGCCCACUUCCAGCUGCGCAUGCAGGUGUCCGAGGGGCCUUGGGAGCACGAAGAACUGCUGCCAGGAGACGUCCACCAGGCUUUGGUGCCCCCACCCCCUCCCGGAGCCCCCUACAAGCUAUUCCUCCAUGGGAUCACCCCUGGGGGGGAGCUCUCUGUUCCUAUCACCUACCAAGGCAUUAUGGGUACAUUCUUGACUGUGUUGGGAGCUGUGCCCUGCGACUGGGGUAGGGGCUGGGGCCAUCUCAGGACUCUAGAAGUAGGACAGCACUUAAGGCGCCAGGGAAGGGCAGGCCUGACUGGAAGAUAAAAGAAAGCAAAGGAGAAAAAAAAAAGUGAGAGUUCAGAGGGGAGGCAAACAGAAGAAGCAUCACAAGGACAGUCUGCCAUGGAGUCUGAGGUGGCAUGGUGACCCGUCCAGGAGGGUCUAUGUGUGCCUCACUUCCUGGUUGUCCCUCUGCUCUGCCCUGGUCCUAGGAUGGGGCUCUCAGAUGUAUUUUC